Messenger RNA from Panicum hallii, 3273 nucleotides. RefSeq lists its product as uncharacterized. The record is from RefSeq and is a predicted model, not a curated record. The transcript is spliced from 7 exons. NCBI's taxonomy places the organism in Eukaryota, Viridiplantae, Streptophyta, Magnoliopsida, Poales, Poaceae. Bases 1 to 3273 code for a protein of 1090 amino acids.
AUGGAUGCAAGAAGUGCAGAGGCAGCUUGUGUCAUGCGCAAAAGCAAAGGUUUCGUCCUAGUUGACUCCAAGAUGGAUAGAAGUUGGGUGCAUGCAAGACUGUUUUCUCAAGAUUACAUCAAUGGUGUCAAAGAAUUUAUGAGCUUCAUUCGUGGGAAAUUUGGAGAGGAUGAAGAAAUUUUAUGCCCAUGCAGUAGAUGUCUUAAUCAGAAGUACCAGCAUCAAGCUCUUGUGGAGAGGCAUAUAUUGAUGAAUGGCAUGCAAAGUACAUACACUCGAUGGAUUCAUCAUGGAGAGAACUUUGAUGUCUAUGCUAAUGAGCAUUCUGUUGAGGUGCAUGAAUAUGAUUCUUUACAAGAGUUGGGUAUGAAUGAGCACGACAACUAUAGUGAUGGUAAUUUGAAUGAGUUGUUACAAGACUUACACAACGCAGAGAAAGAUAAAGAAGAUGGUGAAAAUGAGAAUGAUGCAGAACCUAGUAACAAUGGGUCAUUUUUCAAAAUAGUGAUGAAAGAGGCCAAGCGUCAGCUUUAUCCAGAAUGCAAUACACUCCCUAAAUCAUAUUAUGAAGCAAAGACUCUUUUAAAGGAAUUAGGUCUUGGGUAUGAAUCAAUACAUGUGUGCUACAACAAUUGUGUGCUCUUCAGAAAGAAAUAUGCCAAGCUUGACAAUUGCCUUGUUUGUGGUCUCUCAAGAUGGGUUGAUGCUGAAAGAAAGAAGAUCCCACAGAAAGUGUUAUGGCAUUUUCCUUUGAUACCUAGGCUACAAAGGAUGUUUGUGAACAAAGAAGCAGCAGAACAAGCACAGUGGCACAAGCUAAAGCGAAAUCCUAAGGAGAAGGAAAUGAGUCACCCUGCUGAUGGUGAGGCAUGGCAAGAUUUUGACAGAGAAUAUCCAGAUUUUGCAAAAGAUGCUAGAAACCUUAGACUUGGACUAGCUACUGAUGGAUUUAACCCUUUUUCAGAAAAGAACACCAAAUACAGCAUGUGGCCUGUACUUGUUGUGCCAUAUAACCUUCCACCUUGGAUGUGUAUGGAUGAGACAAAUUUCAUCAUGGCUUUGCUUAUUCCUGGUCCUGCAUCACCUGGAAAUGACUUUGAUGUAUUUUUAGAACCUCUUAUAGAAGAUUUACUUGAGCUUUGGACAGGGCGUACAACAAAAGGCUAUUUUGCAUGUAUUCAUUGUGACAAGCACCCUCUUUCAUACAGAUUGAGGAGAAAAAUUGGUUAUUUUGGGCAUUUUCGUUUCCUUCCAAUGGGACAUCACUUGCGUAGAAAUAAUGAAUUUGUUGGUCUUCAUGAAAGCAAUGAUCCGCCAAGUAAAUUCUCUAUAGAAGAGUUGAUGGCUGAACUAGAGAGAGUUAAACAUGUUAGGCCUGGGAAGCAACAAGGAAAUAGGAAAAGAAAGCAUUCUGAUAUGGACAAGGAUGAGGUGGUAGUUUGGAGUCGGAUGGUUAGUUUAUGGAAGUUACCAUAUUGGAAAAAUUUGAAACUGAGACAUAAUCUUGAUGUCAUGCAUAUUGAGAAAAAUAUAUGUGAGAACUUGAUUGGGACAAUUCUCAAUAUACCUGGGAAGAUAAAGGACACAGUUAAAGCUAGGCUUGAUCUGAAAGAUUUGGGUAUUCGAAAGGAGCUACAAUUUAGAGAGCAUGGAGAUUCAUAUGAGAUGCCUCAUGCAAGAUACACCUUGUCCACAGAACAAAAGAAGACAUUUUGUGAUUUUUUACGAGAGGUGAAGUUUCCAGAUGGAUUUGCCUCCAACAUAUCAAGAUGUGUAAAUGCUGAGGGAACCAGGUUACAAGGGCUCAAAACACAUGAUUGUCAUAUUCUUCUACAAAGAAUAUUACCAGCUGCCAUGAGAGGAUUUUUGGACAGGGAUAUUUAUGAGGCUCUAGCUGAGUUGGGCAAAUUUUUUAGGGACUUGUGCAGCAGAAUUCUUAACAAGGAUGUGUUGGCUGAAAUGAAGAAAGAAAUCCCAAUAUUUUUGGUAAAACAUGAGAAAAUAUUUCCCCCGGCUUUCUUUGAUGUGAUGGUACACCUAGCUGUACAUCUACCUGAUGAGGCAUUGCUGCGAGGUCCUGUGCAAUAUGGUUGGAUGUACCCAAUUGAAAGGCGGUUGUAUACUUUGAAGCGCUAUGUGAGGAAUAGGGCACGACUAGAAGGCUCAAUUGCCGAGGCUUAUAUUGCAGAUGAGUGCUUGACAUUUUGCUCUAAAUACAUGGACGAUGUAGAAACAAGAUUUAAUCAGGAAUCAAGAAAUAAAGGGUUCUCUAAUGAGGAAGCCUACAAUGUUGAUGUUUUUGGACAUGGAGUUAGUUUCACCUCUGCUUGUGAACUAGUGUAUGAUGAUAGUGCCAUUGAUCAAAUGGUAUGGUAUGUUCUGAACAAUUGUAGUCAGGUUGACAAAUAUGUGAGAAUAUUCAGAGAUGAAUUAGAGAGGGAAGGGCUGCCUAACAUUGAAAGAACUUUGCAGCAGGGAUUCCAGACUUGGUUCAGGAACCAUAUCCUGAAGUUGCGGAAUAUAAAUCAAGAAGAGGUUGAUGAUGAUCUAUUUUCCUUGGCUUGUGGUCCUGAUUUCAGAGUUAGAAAAUACUCCUCAUGCAUAGUAAAUGGAGUGUGGUUUAACACUGUUGAUCGUGACAAACAUCGAAAGACACAAAAUAGUGGAGUAAUGACACCAGGUACACAUAAAGGUCAGGAAAUUGAUUUUUUUGGAACCUUAAGAGAGAUCAUUCAGUUAAAUUAUAAUUUUGAUGAUAGAUCUGUUGUUUUAUUUAAAUGUGGCUGGUUUAAAUUGGACGGGAAGAGGACUGAACUUAAAGAUGAUGGCUUUUUUAAAAGCAUUAAUUUUGAAAGUCUAUGGUACAAAAAUGAUCCCUAUAUUCUGGCCACUCAAGCAAGGAAGGUCUUCUAUUUGGCAGACACAAAAUUGGGUAAAAGUUGGCAUGUUGUUCAGACGUUUGAGCAUAGGCAUCUUUAUAAUGUGAGUGAAAAUGAAGCUACACAACAUAAUGCUCCUGCACAUCAAGAAGAUGAGUGUUGUGAAGAUAAUGGUAUCCGGCAAAGGGUUUCUGACAUUGUAUAUGAGAAGCCUUUAAGUAGAGAUGAUGAACAAGGUCUUACUAUUGAAGCUACUGAAAUGGAAAAAUUGCUAAAAGGAAAAUAUCAAGAAGUGCAUGAGAGUGAUAGUGAAGAAGAAGAUGUCAUGAUUGUUGAGUACUGCGGUGAUGCCGAAGAAGGUGUCACAAAUGAGGUUGACAGUGAUGACAAAUAG